UAUAUAUCAAAACUUUCACUCUAAUAAUUCUCUCUCCCUCUCUCUCUCUCUCUGCUACAACUUACAAGUAUAAGUACUUGUCCUUCUUACAUAUAUAUUGAUCACCGAUUUAUAACAUCUAAGAAUGUUGUCAAGCAAAGUUAUCAACGAAUCCCACGGACAAGACUCAUCCUACUUUCUUGGAUGGCAAGAAUACGAGAAGAAUCCUUUCCACGAAACCCUUAACCCUAGUGGGAUUGUUCAAAUGGGUCUUGCUGAAAACCAGCUUUCAUUCGACCUAAUAGAGUCGUGGCUUGACGAUCACCCCGAAGUCUUGGGUUUGAAGAAAAACGAAGAGUCAGUUUUUAAACAUUUAGCUCUGUUCCAAGAUUACCAUGGCUUGCCGGCUUUCAAAGAUGCCAUGGCUAAAUUCAUGGAGAAAAUCAGAGGGAGCAAAGUGAAAUUCAAUACAAACAAGAUGGUGCUCACAGCUGGCUCAACCUCGGCCAACGAGACUCUAAUGUUCUGCCUUGCUAAUCCAGGAGAUGCCUUUCUUAUCCCUGCACCUUAUUAUCCAGGGUUUGAUAGAGAUCUCAAGUGGCGGACAGGAGUAGAGAUUGUUCCGAUCCAUUGUGUAAGCUCAAAUGGGUACAAGAUAACAAAGGAAGCAUUGGAAGAGGCGUACGAACGAGCUCACAAACUUAACCUAAAUGUUAAAGGAGUUCUCAUAACGAAUCCUUCAAACCCUCUUGGAACUUCCACCACCCGUGAGGAGCUUGAUCUUCUUCUCACCUUCACAUCCGCCAAGAAAAUCCAUAUGGUGAGCGACGAGAUCUACUCGGGGACGGUGUUUGACUCUCCUGAGUUCACCAGCGUUCUAGAAGUGGCCAAGGAUAAGAACAUGGAUUUGGAUGAAAAAAUUCAUGUUGUUUACAGUUUGUCUAAGGAUCUAGGCCUCCCUGGAUUUCGCGUAGGCUUGAUUUACUCAAACAAUGAGAACGUGGUGUCAGCGGCGACCAAAAUGUCCAGUUUUGGACUUAUUUCUUCCCAAACUCAGCAUCUGCUAGCCAACUUGCUGUCUGACGAAAGAUUCACGACCAAGUACUUGGAGGUGAACAGGAAGAGGCUCAGAGAGAGAAGAGACAGGUUGGUUUCGGGUUUGAAGAAAGCCGGGAUCGGUUGUUUGAAGAGCAAUGGGGGUUUGUUCUGUUGGGUUGAUUUACGACACCUCUUGAAAUCCAACACGUUCGAGGCCGAACACUCCUUGUGGACAAAGAUUGUAUGUGAAGUCGGUCUAAACAUCUCUCCAGGCUCAUCUUGUCACUCCGAUGAGCCUGGUUGGUUCAGAGUUUGUUUUGCCAAUAUGUCAGACCAAACACUCGAGGUUGCUAUGGACCGUGUACACGGUUUUGUAGAGGCCAUGGUGAUGAAUACUAAUCUUGGUAAACAAAAGAGAACAAUGUGGGAUUCAAGGAGAAGAUCUCUGAUCAACAAAUGGGUCUCCAAGCUAUCCUCUGUUCAAUGUGAAUCAGAACGUUGAUGAUUUUUUCUCCAAGAUUUUUCUCGAUUGCUUUCCAAAUUUUCUGUUUCUUUUUUAAUAUGGUUUUUCACCCCAGAUCCGGCACAUGCCAUUGUGGAGUUUAGCGCUACAAAAUAAGAAAAAAGUAC
Messenger RNA from Brassica oleracea var. oleracea, 1647 nucleotides. Its product is annotated as 1-aminocyclopropane-1-carboxylate synthase 11. Bases 125 to 1519 code for a protein of 464 amino acids. The record is from RefSeq and is a predicted model, not a curated record. The transcript has 4 exons. NCBI's taxonomy places the organism in Eukaryota, Viridiplantae, Streptophyta, Magnoliopsida, Brassicales, Brassicaceae. Gene Ontology annotation, molecular function: pyridoxal phosphate binding; 1-aminocyclopropane-1-carboxylate synthase activity; transaminase activity. Gene Ontology annotation, biological process: biosynthetic process; amino acid metabolic process.